ACCCCAUGUCUCAAGUCUUCUCCUUUUCUCUCUUCCACAUCAGGACACCUCACUUACUUCUCAACAUUUUUCUAUGUAUAUAUCUUGAAGGUUAGCUCAAGUCCCCUUCUUUUCAACAAGUUCAUCAUGCUCCUUUAUUUCUGAUAUGGCUUGGCUCGCCCUUUUUUACUCUUAGCUAAGCUCGCAACAGAACCUGAUAGCAGUGCGAAUUGCAGAAGAAAGUAUAGAGCCACAAGGAGGAGGAGAAGAGGUUAGAAACUUUAAAAGGAUGGGUACAAGGAUUGUUAGUUGUCAUAUUUUCAUCCAACUCAUGACUUAUCUUUUGCUCUGUUCAGCAUCAGUUGCCAGAGAGAAAGAAGCAGAAGUGCAGAACAAAAUCCCACACCAUAAAGUAGGAAAAUUGCAAGCUUUUCUGUCAAUCUCCACAACAGAGAAGGAUAUUACCACCCCUAUAACGACACUUCCAACAACAAAUCCUCUGAACCCCACUGCAACAAAUCCAACUUUAAAUCCAACAGUUUCAAAUCCUGAUUCAGCUUCAACAACAACCAAUCCAGCCAAUCCAUUGAUGACAACGUCUCCUCUAUCUUCAAGUGCAAGCUGGUGUAUUGCAAGCCAAUCUGCGUCACAAACUGCAUUGCAGGUUGCAUUGGAUUAUGCCUGUGGAUACGGAGGAGCCGAUUGUCAAGCUAUUCAAGCCGGUGGCAAUUGCUACUAUCCAAAUACAGUUCAUGAUCACGCUUCUUAUGCUUUCAAUAGCUACUAUCAGAAGAAUCCAAUUCCAAAUAGCUGCAAUUUUGGUGGCACUGCUGUUCCUACUAGCACUGAUCCAAGUUAUGGGACCUGUCAAUUUCAAUCCACUAGCACGAGCUCGUCCAUAUUGAAUACUACAAAUUCAAUGGGAUCAAGAGUAUAUGGAGCUGGUCCUAUCACCCCAACCAGCUCAGGAGCUACUUUGGCAUGUUGCAUGAUACAUCUACACAUCUUAACUUUUUUACUAACAUUUGCUAUCCAUCAUUCACAGAUGAAAAGUGUUAAGAAGUUAUAAGCAUGUUCAGUUGUAAACUUUAUGUGGCCUAAAUAGGAUUGCAAGUCAUUUGUGUGGGUGCAUGCAGGUUUCUUUCUUUUUUUUUUUUUUUUGGGGAAAGAUAAUAUGUAUAGGAUGGACGGUUGAGUUGAGUGAUAGGAAAAAAAGGGACAGAGGCAUUUGAUGUCAAAUUGGUGAUCAUUUUAAUCAAUUGCCGAAGUGACAUCUCACAAAAGAAAAGAAAGAGAAGCAGGAGAGAAAAGUAAAGGCUACUUUGUACAUGAAAGAUGGAGCAAGCUGCUAAGGAUUUUGUAUUGGUAGAAGCUUCUGGCUUUGGAGCAAGUCUUCCUUUUCCUUUCUUGCUUUCUUUUUUUGGUUUUCAAGUUUUGUGAAAAAGGUCAGAAAUAUAUUAGUGAAAAUCUUGAUCAUGCAUAAGCUAAAUUGCUUGCCUAUUGAAA
Molecule: messenger RNA, 1485 nt
Organism: Coffea eugenioides
Lineage: Eukaryota; Viridiplantae; Streptophyta; Magnoliopsida; Gentianales; Rubiaceae
Product: PLASMODESMATA CALLOSE-BINDING PROTEIN 5-like
Exons: 4
Coding region: 269-1048 (259 amino acids)
Source: RefSeq, a predicted model, not a curated record